Mobula hypostoma (lesser devil ray) is the source of this 3930-nucleotide messenger RNA. RefSeq names its product E3 ubiquitin-protein ligase RNF149-like. Lineage: Eukaryota; Metazoa; Chordata; Chondrichthyes; Myliobatiformes; Myliobatidae. The record is from RefSeq and is a predicted model, not a curated record.
CAGAAAGAGUCAGCAGAAAGGAGAGGGGUUGCGACGAGCCAACCAACAAAAAGUGGUGCAUGCAGAGUGGGGACGCACAGAAACUCUCGCAAGCGGAUCUAUUGGGACGUAAUGUAGUCGGACUCGUGUGCACACACACAUACCAGCACUUGUGCUCACACGCUCGGGCCCAGCUCACGCUCUCCUGGGGGGCUCGAUUCACUUCUGCUGCCGCUGCGGGGAAGGAAGCAACGAUGCGACGGCGGGCGGCCACCCUGUCUCCGUGGCUGCUGCUGCUGCUGCUGCUGCUGAGGCCCGUGCUGGGCGCCAAAGUCGAGUGGUUCACGGCCUUCAUCAGCACGGCUUACCUGGACCCUGACACCAACGUGACCGUAUCGGUCAGCAGUGAGAGCGGCAGGUAUGGUGACAGUUCUCCCAAGGAUAGUGUUCAAGGAGUGAUUGGGAUUCCCAGGAACAAUAGAGACCAGCUGGGAUGUGACCCCGACACAGAAUAUUUUAUCCCAAGAACAGGGGAACCCUGGAUAGCUCUGGUGGCCAGAGGAAACUGUACAUUCAAGGAAAAGAUUUUAAAUGCUGCAAAAAAAAUGGCAUCUGCUGUUGUGAUUUAUAAUUUUCUUGGGACUGGGAAUACAACCGUCACCAUGAACCACAUUGGAACUAGAAAUAUUGUUGCUAUCAUGAUCGGCAAUUCAAAAGGUUUGGAAAUACUGGAAUUAGUCCGUCGAGGUAUCCCAGUGAUAAUGUCCAUCUCUGUUGGUUCGCGCCAUGUAGAGGAGUGGAUGAAUUCUCAGUCAGUUGUGUUUGUUAUUAUUGCUUUCAUAACAAUGAUGAUCAUCUCCUUAGCCUGGCUCAUCUUCUACUACAUUCAGAGAUUUCUGUACGCAGGAUCAUCCUUUUCAAGCCAGAACAAGAAGAAUAAGAAUAGCAGGAAAGAGGCCAGGAAGGCUAUUAAUAAACUUCAGCUUCAUACUGUCAGACAUGGAGAUAGGGAAAUUGAUUUGGAUGUUGAAGGCUGUGCUGUGUGCAUUGAAGUGUACAGAUCUCGAGAUGUUGUACGAAUUCUCCCGUGCAAGCAUGUAUUCCAUCGAAUGUGCAUUGACCCGUGGCUUCUUGAGCAUCGUACCUGCCCAAUGUGCAAACUCGAUGUCAUUAAAGCACUGGGCUUUAUGAUGGAUACAUGUGAAAAUGUUGAAGUAGUUGUACCUGAGUCAAGACCUGACAACAUCCCAGUUAGCAAUCCAAAUGUUUCUUUACAAGAAGAAACAGGAGCUGAAACAAGCGCGUUCCCUGGCUCUCCAACUUUUGAAUCUUUACAGCAUGAUGAUAGAUUAAUGGAAGAGGAUGAAGCUGUAGCCUUAAUUGAAGGAAAUUUAGAGAAUCAAAUAAAUAGUGACAAUUCAUCUUGUCCUGUUGGAUGUCCGGAUUCCAGAUGAAUACUUCCAAAGGAAGUAAAUUGGACAAUGGCAAAGACCUGCAGCAUGAGAAGCCAUCGUGGUUCUUGAAAGAGAAAUGAAAAUAUUGUAUACAGUUUGGUGUGUACACAAAAUAUUAGGUCAUAUAUUUUAAUUAAUUGCUUUGCAGUUCUAACUGGUUAAAAUAACCUCAGCUGUAUAGAGAAAAAAUGGAUAAUUCUUAAGAGGUGGUGAAAUAUGUUGAUAUGGUAAUACAUGAGACUCCUGCUUAUACUCAGCAAGAUUCCUAUUCUUCCACAAUUUAGUAGAGAAGGUACUUGGAUAUUCCUUUGGCAAUUUUAUUGUUUGUGAUGCUGGAAUAUAGAACCUUAAAUCACUGGUUAUACAUGUGUCUAUUUUGUCCUUAUUUUCUCUACUUUGGUUGGAAAGGUACUGUUGUAAAUAUGCUUAUUAAUUAGCACAUGUUCAGUGAAUUUAUAUUGCCAAUUUGUCAGGUAUGAAUGUCUGGAGAGUCAUUUGUAAGCAGUUGUCAGAAUGUGAUUGUCAAUGAUCCUUACUGGAGUAGUAAUAUACAGUAUACAUAUUUCAGCACAUUAAUGUACUUCUUUGUCCUUCUACCUUUUGUAGUAUUUUGAUAGAUUCACUAAGUAGCCAUUCCAUUUUAAGGAUAUUGUGUGCUACUUUAAUUGUGACUGUAGCUAUGAGUUCUUUAUUAAAGUGCACUAAAAAGAUUGAAUAGUAAACCAAGUAUUUGUUUAAACAUUUAAUUAUCACAACCAUUACAAAAGACGUCAAAUAUAAUUGGAUUAAAAUGUUUUGGAGAUGCCCAACGUCGUGUUGAAUUACCUCUACUUUAGAACUUCUACAGAUCUAUUGGUAAAGUUUUCCAUAAAGCAAUUAUAAUAAAAUAAUUUACCUCGGUGUUAUGAAACAAUGAUGCAGCUUUAUCAACCUGUUUAAGUACAGAAUUUGAAGUUGGCGAUAACUUACUGUUAGACCCUUUACUUCUACUUUGUGUUAAUGUAACAGAGCAAUAAAAUUAUGUGCCUUAUGCCAACAAAUAAGUAUAAUCUGCAAAAUAUGAUUCUUAAAUUCUCCAUGAACUGUGGUUUUGCUUAGUAAUUUGCAAAACUGCAUUAUUAUUUUCAGCGAAAAAUGUCAAGUAAUUUCAAAUGAACUCUACCAAAAUUCCUUUUGCUAUUUUCUGCAAUAUUAAAAGCGUAUAAUGAUAUAGAACUGUGCACUAGAAAGCAGCAUAGUGAAGGAAGGGAAAGGGAUGUCCAAUUAAACUGCAUUUGCUUUCAUGUCAGGAUGAAGAACUCCAAGCGUGGAGUGGCUCUGAGGACUGUGAUGUUACAGCCAUAACAGAAACAUGGCUGGGAAAAAAAGUGCAGGACUGGUGGCUCAGUUUUCCAGAAUACAGAUGCAACAGGCAUGACAAAGGUGUAGGAGAGUGAGGAAGGGUGUUUUCUUUUUAAUAAGAAAGGACAUAACAGCAAUAAUUAGAGAUAACGUUCUUGGAGGAUAGUUUCGCGAGGCCAUAUAGGUGGAACUUAGAAACAAGAAGGGGAGGGUCAUUCUAAUGAGGUUGUAAUGUAGAUCCCGCCCCCUCAUAGUCAGUGGGAACUUGAGGAGCCGGUGUGUUUAUAGUUGUAAGAAUAAUUAGGUUGUGUCAGUGGGAGAUUUUAACUUCCCUGGACUACCCAGUGUUAAGGGCUUAGAUGGAGUGGCAUUUGUGAAAUAUGCACAGGAAAUUUUCCUGAUUUAAUAUAAAGUGGACAUGGAUGAAGGAAAAGUUGAGGUUUAUGUGGGAGGGAAAGUCUACAUUGACCUUGGAGUAGGUUAAAAGAUCAGCACAACAUUGUGGGCUGAAGGGCGGUACUGUUGUGUGUUCUAUCUUCUAAAACCUGACUUAGAAGGGUGCAAUACUGGACUUUCUCUUAGGGAACGAGAUAGGACAAGUUACAGAAGUGGCAGUCAGGGUGUACUUUGGCUCUAGUGACCAUAAUUCUAUUAGUUUUAGGAUACUUAUGGAAAAAAUAGGACAAGUCCACAGGAUUGUGUCCUAAACUGGAGCAGGGCUUAUUUUGACAGAAUUGAAAGUGAGCCAGUUUGAAGGGAAAGGAAUGAAUAACAGGUGGGAGUCUUUUAAGAAUGUGAUAUUAAGAGUCCUUGAAUAACAGGUGAAUUGAUUAUGGGGAGCAAGGACAUGGCAGACCAAUUGAAUAAUUACUUUGGUUCUGUCUUCACUAAGGAGGACAUAAAUAAUCUUCCAGAAAUAGUAAGGGACAGAGGGUCCAGUGAGAUGGAGGAACUGAGCGAAAUACAUGUUAGUAGGGAAGUGGUGUUAGGUAAAUUGAAGGGAUUGAAGGCAGAUAAAUCCCCAGGGCCAGAUGGUCUGCAUCCCAGAGUGCUUAAGGAAGUGGCCCAAGAAAUAGUGGAUGCAUUAGUGAUAAUUUUUCAAAACUCGUUAGAUUCUGGACUAGUUCCUGAGGAUUGGAGGGUGGCUAAUGUAACC